Messenger RNA from Antechinus flavipes (yellow-footed antechinus), 3106 nucleotides. Its product is annotated as zinc finger protein ZFP2-like. The coding region runs from base 156 to 2549 and encodes 797 amino acids. Lineage: Eukaryota; Metazoa; Chordata; Mammalia; Dasyuromorphia; Dasyuridae. The record is from RefSeq and is a predicted model, not a curated record. The transcript is spliced from 5 exons. Gene Ontology annotation, molecular function: RNA polymerase II cis-regulatory region sequence-specific DNA binding; DNA-binding transcription factor activity. Gene Ontology annotation, biological process: regulation of transcription by RNA polymerase II.
UUUCAAGCUUCUCCUUCAUUCCUCCCUAAAUUCCAUGCCCAGGCUUCCAGUUCCCAGAGGAGACGUGUCUCUUAUUUAAGCAAAGACAAGCCCCCUGGAUACUGGACCAAGAAGUCCUGAGGAGCUGCUCUCCAGAGCAAAAGAUCAGUAUUGAAAUGAAGGACACUAUAGAGGAGAUAAGCCUUUCUGUGGUAGAACCUCACAGUCUACCAUCCAUAAGUCCCUGUGACUUCACUUGGAGAGAAAUCUGUGUUACACAAGAGAAAGUUCAAACUGGCAAGAAAUCUUAUGAAUGUAACCAAUGUGGAAAGGGUUUUAGAAAAAAGGCAGCUCUUACUGUACAUCAGAGAAUCCACACAGGAGAGAAACCUUUUGCAUGUAACCAGUGUGGAAAGGCUUUUAGAAGUAAGGGAGCUCUUACUGUACAUCAGAGAAUACACACUGGAGAGAAACCUUAUGAUUGUAACUACUGUGGACAGGCUUUUCGAAUCAAGAACUAUCUUAUUGAACACCAGAAAACCCACACUGGAGAAAAACUUUAUGAAUGUAACCAGUGUGGAAAGGGUUUUAUAUGCAAAAAAAGUCUUACUCUACAUCAGAGAAUCCACCCUGGGGAGAAGCCUUAUGAAUGUAAGCAAUGUGGAGAGACUUUUAGAUUCAAGGGAAGUCUUUAUGGACAUCAGAAAAUCCACUCUGGAGGGAAAUUUUAUGAGUUGGUGAUAUUCAGGGAUGUGGCUGUGGACUUCACCCAAGAGGAGUGGGACCUCUUGGACCCUCCCCAGAAGGAGUUGUACAAGGAGGUCAUGCUGGAGAAUGCCCGGAACCUGCUGUCCUUGGGGCUUCCAGUUCCCAGAGAAGACGUGAUCUCAUAUUUUAAGCAAAGACAAGUACCUUGGAUGCUGGACCAAGAAGGCCUGAGGAGCUGCUCUCCAGAGCAAGAGAUCAGCAUUGAAAUGAAGGACAAUACUGAGGAGAAAAGCUUUUCUGUUGUAGAACCUCAAAGGCCACCAUUCAUAACUGCCUGUGACUCCAUUUGGAGAGAAAUCUGUGUUACACAAGAGAAAAGUCAAACUGACAACAAACCUUAUGAAUGUAACCAGUGUGGAAAGGGUUUUCGAAAAAGGGGAACCCUUACUGUACAUCAGAAAAUCCACACGGGAGAGAAACCUUUUGCAUGUAACCAGUGUGGAAAAGGUUUUAGGAAAAAAGGAGCUCUUAUUGCACAUCAAAGAACCCACACUGGAGAGAAACCUUAUGGUUGUAACCACUGUGGAAAGGCUUUUACACAAAAGGGAGCUCUUCUUGCACAUCAGAGAAUUCACACUGGAGAGAAACCUUAUGAGUGUAACCAGUGUGGAAAGGCUUUUAGGAGCAAGGGAAUUCUGAUUAGACAUGAGAGAAUCCACACUGCAGAGAAACCUUAUGAUUGUAACCAGUGUGGAAAGGCUUUUUGUAGCAAGGGAACUCUUAUUACACAUGAGAGAAUUCAUACUGGAGAGAAACCUUAUGAUUGUAACCAGUGUGGAAAAACUUUUUGCAGCAAGGGAACUCUUACUACACAUGAGAGAAUCCACAAUGGAGAGAAACCUUAUGAAUGUAACCACUGUGGAAAGGCUUUUAGAAGCAAGGGACAUCUUAUUGUACAUCAGAGAACCCACACUGGAGAGAAACCUUAUGAUUGUAACCGCUGUGGAAAGGCUUUUAGCAGUAAGGGAGCUCUUAUUAGACAUGAGAGAAUCCACACCGGAGAGAAACCUUAUAAUUGUAACCACUGUGGAAAGGCUUUUAAACAAAAGAAAGAUCUUAUUGCACAUCAGAGAACCCACACUGGAGAGAAACCUUAUGAAUGUAAACACUGUGGAAAGGCUUUUAGAAGCAAGGGAGCUCUUAUUGAACAUCAGAGAACCCACACUGGAGAGAAACCUUAUGAGUGUAACCAGUGUGGAAAGGCUUUUAGAAGCAAGGGAGAUCUUAUUGUACAUCAGAGAAUCCACACUGGAGAGAAACCUUAUAAAUGUAACCAGUGUUUAAAGGGUUUUAUUGGUAAAGGAAUUCUUGUUAGACAUCAGAGAAUCCAUACUGGAGAGAAACCUUAUGAAUGUAACUACUGUGGAAAGGCUUUUAGAAGCAAGGGACAUCUUAUUAGACAUGAGAGAAUCCACACUAGAGAAAAACCUUAUGAUUGUCACCACUGUGGAAAAGCUUUUACACAAAAGGGAGUUCUUACCGUACAUCAGAGAAUCCACACUGGGGAGAAACCUUAUGAGUGUAACCAUUGUAGAAAGGCUUUUAGAAGCAAGGGAGAUCUUACUGUACAUCAGAGAAUCCACACUGGAGAGAAACCUUAUGAAUGUAAUCAGUGUGGAAAGGCUUUUAGAAGCAAGGGAGAUCUUACUGUACAUCAGAGAAUCCACACUGGAGAGAAACCUUGUGAUUGUAACCAGUGUGGAAAGGCUUUUAGAAGCAAAGGAGAUCUUACUCUGCAUCAGAGAAUCCACACUGGAGAGAAACCUUGUGAUUAUAACCAGUGUGGAAAGGCUUUUACAUGAAAGGAUUGCCUUAUUAUCCAUAAGAGAAUCCACACUGAGGAAAAUCCUUAUGACUGUAACCAAGACUGAAACUUAGAUUCAAGUGAAGUCUUUAUGGACAUCAGAAAAUCCACACUGGAGGGAAAUCUUAUGUGCGUAAUGAAUGUGGAAAGGGUUUUGUAGAAAAACCCUGAUGGGUUCUAGCCAGAUUUUUCAAGAAAUCUAAAGGCGUUAAAAUAAGGAGGAAAAUGAAAUUGGGGGAGGUCAGCCAGAUCCCUUGUAUGAGAAGUCUCAUGAUUCAGGGCUUUGUGCUUCUGAAUUGAAUUGUUCAAUAUAACUGCUACCGGCUUUGCAGUCAGAAACCAUGGGACUUUUUGUUUUGUUAUGUUUUUCUGUAGAUAAUCUCUGAAUUCUUUCCUUUAUAUUUUCAGUUUUUCUCUGUUUAGAAGUUCUGCCCACUUCUCUUGAAUUGUUUUCAUCCUCAAGUCCCAUUUUUCCUCCAGUUAUGUGUUUCCAGGAGAUCCAUGAUCCUUGGGAUUGCUGUCUUAGAAUAAAAUGCACUUUAUUUCAGUAAGGGG